This is a messenger RNA of Lentinula edodes (shiitake mushroom), 2566 nucleotides long. RefSeq lists its product as uncharacterized. Gene Ontology annotation, molecular function: ATP binding; glycine-tRNA ligase activity. The transcript is spliced from 10 exons. NCBI's taxonomy places the organism in Eukaryota, Fungi, Basidiomycota, Agaricomycetes, Agaricales, Omphalotaceae. The coding region runs from base 49 to 2124 and encodes 691 amino acids. Gene Ontology annotation, biological process: mitochondrial glycyl-tRNA aminoacylation. Gene Ontology annotation, cellular component: mitochondrion; cytoplasm. The record is from RefSeq and is a predicted model, not a curated record.
AACUUCGGCGCUUAUUUUUUUCGAGUCAGAACCAACAGUGGCUGGCACAUGCGUUUGUUCCUGCUCAAUUCCAGGCGACCAUCAUCGAUAAACAAUCUCUCAAAGAUUACUAUUCGAUACGGUUCAACGAGAAUCAAAGAUAAUACUACUAACACCAUGUCCCAUGUAAACAAAUCGGCCCAUCCUUUCGAUAAAGGUCGCCUCGAAGCUCUUCUGAGCCGUAGAUUCUUCUACGCUCCGGCUUUCGAAAUUUACGGGGGCGUCGCUGGUCUAUACGAUUAUGGACCUUCCGGCUCAACUCUCCAAGCUAACAUCAUCGCUGAAUGGCGGAAACACUUUAUCGUGGAGGAAUCUAUGCUCGAACUCGACACUACCAUCAUGACUCCCGCUCCUGUCUUCGAGACUUCCGGCCACGUCGCGCGAUUUGCAGACUGGAUGGUGAAAGACGUCAAAACUGGGGAUGUCAUCCGCGCAGAUCAUCUCGUUAAGAAUGUUUUGGAGGCUAGGCUGGCUGGGGAUAAGGAAGCUCGAGGUCAGGCUGCUGCUCCCGCAAAAGAGGACGAGAAGGAUAAGAAGAAGAAGAAGAGUAAGACGGCCAAAGCUGCUGCGGUACAGCUCGCGGACGACGUGGCGAAGAGCUAUGAGGUUACUCUGGCGCAAUUGGAUAAUUUCUCAGGUGCAGAACUAGGCGAACUGUGUAGAAAAUUCAACAUUAGAAAUCCCGAUACUGAUAAUGAGGUCACGGAACCUCAGGAGUUCAAUCUCAUGUUUGCUAGUAGUAUUGGGCCUACAGGACAGCACCCUGGUUACCUACGUCCUGAGACCGCACAAGGACAUUUUUUGAAUUUUUCGCGUCUUCUUGAUUACAACAACGGACGCGUACCGUUUGCAUCUGCCCAGAUAGGUCGUUCCUUCCGAAACGAAAUCUCUCCCCGUGCAGGUCUCCUCCGCGUCCGCGAAUUCACCAUGGCCGAAAUCGAACACUUCGUGGAUCCACAAAACAAGUCUCAUCCGAGGUUCAAAGAGAUGCGAGACGUGGUUCUAGUUCUUUUGGACAGACAUGUUCAGUCAUCCGGUAACACUACGCUUAUUAAGAUGAGCAUCGGGGAAGCUGUAGAAAAAGGUAUCAUCGCUAACGAGACUCUGGCAUACUUCAUGGCCCGAAUCUACCUCUUCCUUUUGAAAAUCGGGAUCAACCCCGACCGCCUGAGGUUCAGACAGCACAUGUCUAAUGAAAUGGCGCAUUAUGCUACGGAUUGCUGGGAUGCUGAGAUCCAAAAUUCGACUGGUUGGACAGAGUGUGUUGGCUGCGCUGACCGGGCAGCGUAUGAUUUGACUGUGCACUCAGCCAAAACAGGGCAUCCCCUAGUUGUCCGUGAGGCUUUGAAAGAGCCUAUCGUGACAGAGAAGGAGGUACCAGAGUUCAAUAAGAAAGCUCUGGGCAAGACGUUUAAGCAGGAUGCUGGGGUGCUGCAGAAACAUGUGGAGAGUCUCGAUGAAGCAGCUUUGUCAAAGCUCAAGAGCGAGCUUGCUGAGGGUCCCACUACCAUUAUUAUCGAUGGCAAAACGUUCGAGAUAGCUCCUGACUUGUUGCGAGUAGAGCGUAAAACAUUCAAGCAGUCUAUACGUGAAUAUACACCGAACGUCAUUGAACCGUCUUUCGGUCUUGGGCGGAUACUCUAUACCUUGUUGGAGCACACGUAUUGGAGCAGGGAACAGGACGUCGAGCGAGGGGUGUUGUCUUUACCACCGGUCGUGGCACCAACAAAAGUCCUCAUUGUACCACUAAGUGCCAAAGAAGAGUUCGAUCCUCUAGUGCAGGAAGUUUCUUCAAAACUUCGACGAGCAGGUAUCUUCUCUCGCGUUGAUGAUUCAAAUACCUCCAUCGGUAAACGGUAUGCGCGAAACGAUGAACUCGGCACCCCAUACGGCGUUACGAUUGAUUUUGCUUCUGUCCAGAAUAGGACUAUGACUAUUAGAGAACGUGAUACCAUGGACCAACGCAUCGGCUCAAUAGACGAAGUCAUCGCGAUCGUAACUGACCUUGUUGAAGGAAACAUCGACUGGACGGAGGCUUGUCAGAGAUUACCUGCAUAUGAUGGUGUUCAAGCUAUUGAAUCUUGAAGCUUGAAGUCCUUUGGAUGAAAUUGGAAGGUCAAGCAUUCGAUAUAGUACUUAAUUAUUUGUGGUUGACCCUUUAAUCGUUUCUCCUCCCUCCACGCCGCUGCGCUCUGAACGUCGAACUAUAAUAGACUGUCAAGAACAGGCUCGGAAGACCCGUGUUUGGAACAUUAGUUUAGAAAUUCUUGUUGUUACUAGUAUGAGGGUUUGAAGUCGAAAACAGGAGAUCGGUGCGUCUCUGGCUGACUUUCAACGUCUGAGGCACUUGGGGAGAAGUCAUCCUCUACCUGCUAGAAGUGGAUGCCCAAGAAUCCUUAGCGUGCGGAAGGUUUAAAUCCCGGCAGAUUGAGCGACUUUCUAUGUUGUGCAUGCGUAAGUACUAGACUCGUUAGUGUCUUCGGCGCCAGAACGGGAAGGGGAUUACUCGAUCAUUAGCGCUAGGCGA